Hyaloscypha bicolor E is the source of this 441-nucleotide messenger RNA. RefSeq lists its product as uncharacterized. Lineage: Eukaryota; Fungi; Ascomycota; Leotiomycetes; Helotiales; Hyaloscyphaceae. Bases 1 to 441 code for a protein of 146 amino acids. The record is from RefSeq and is a predicted model, not a curated record. Gene Ontology annotation, biological process: mycotoxin biosynthetic process. The transcript has 2 exons.
AUGGUCGCACUCGAAACAGUCGAGGAUGUGGAGAGAGCGUGGAGCAAAUACGAAACCACAGCAUUCAUUUACCUCGAGAACCCAGAGGACUACUCCCUUUACCCCAACCGCGAUGUGAUUCUAGGCGCGCAAAACAUCUACAUGAUUAGUGCGCACCAUCAACUGCACUGUCUGAAGAAGCUGCACAUAGCUAUGACGUUACUGGCACACCCACCGGAUCAUUCGACGACAGAGGAACUACUCGGUGGCGUGAAGCAUGCGGAGCAUUGCUUCAACUACCUCAGGCAGGGGAUUCUGUGUGCUGCGGAUUCGGCGUUGGAGGGACCGACGCCGGAGAAUGAUCUGUUGGGGUAUGAUGUCCAGCAUCAGUGUCGGAAAUGGGAUGGCAAGGGAGGUUUGGAUGAGUGGAGGAGGAAGCAUGAUGCGAAUAAUAUGAGAUGA